This is a messenger RNA of Penaeus vannamei (Pacific white shrimp), 579 nucleotides long. The record is from RefSeq and is a predicted model, not a curated record. Lineage: Eukaryota; Metazoa; Arthropoda; Malacostraca; Decapoda; Penaeidae.
AUGGUUAAGAGGUGUUUGGGUUGUUCCAAAAACAGGGAUCUACACCCACACUCCCUCACGCCGCCACCACCCCCCCCACAGGCUCCACACCCACACUCCCUCACGCCGCCCCCCCCUCACAGGAUCCACCCACACUCCCUCACGCCCCCACAGGAUCUACACCCACACUCCCUCACGCCGCCGCCCCCCCUCAAGGCUCCACACCACACUCUCUCACGCCGUCCCCCCCCCCUCUCACAGGAUCUACACCCACACUCCCUCACGCCGCCCCUCACAGGCUCCACGCCCACACUCCCUCACGCGUUUCCUUCCGUCCCCAACGCCCCUCUUUCGCCGGUCAAGCCCCGAUUCCACUGCGAGGCCUCCGGUUUAUGUCUCGCUGUAGUGAAGGCUCGCAGACCCUUAUUGGGGGAAUCUCUGAUGUGGGUUGCGUUCGAGGAGGCGGCUGGUCUGGUUAGACCUUUUUUGGCAGAUCAGCAGCUUGGUUCUGUUUUGGACCCUAUCCAGGAGGCUAAGGCAAGAGAGUGUAAAGGGAACGAACUGAAGCAGGUUGUUGAAGUAUAUACCUCAGAGAAGUAA